This is a messenger RNA of Trichoderma atroviride IMI 206040, 522 nucleotides long. The record is from RefSeq and is a predicted model, not a curated record. Lineage: Eukaryota; Fungi; Ascomycota; Sordariomycetes; Hypocreales; Hypocreaceae.
CACACGGCGGAGCAAAUGGAGCCGUAUGUGGACGAACUGCUCGGCUGGCUUGCUGAUCCCAAUUGGCCGCCUUAUCUGGGCUGCCAGAAGCAGCUUGCCCGGUUCCCUGAGGUGACGAUUGAUCCCAUCAAGGAGGUUAUUCUCAAAAAUCGAAGCGAUCCAGAGUGGCUGCUGUACAUCCUGGACUUUGUAGAGGGGCACGUGCCCGUGGGGACGUUGUGGAAGAGAAUAGAGCCCGAGCUGAUUCAGCUAGCGAAUGGCGAGGUCGAGGAUGAAGAGGGCGUCGUCGAGCUGCCGAAAUCUGCUCAACGCAUGCUGAGGUUGCUGAAAGAGGCGGGUGAAACGGAUGCAAGUUGAUCAACUGUGAGAUCAACUGUGAGAUCAACACUCCUCUCAAAGUAAUCAAACAUAAGAGAGCAAAUGUAUACCUUGAAACUAAUGAAUACAUGUAAAUUUGAAGCAAAACCAAGAUGAAUUUUUGCUCUUCAUCUUGUAUCAAUGAAAGUGGAGUUGAGUUGCCCU